ACCGACUCUUCCCUCAGCCUUCGUGUGACCUUGGAUAAGUCUUUCUCUCCCCAAGCUUCUGCUACCACAACGAUGAAAUGGAGGCAGGACGGUCCGCUGAGAGUUGGUACACACAAGAGGAAGGCAAGAUGACUUCCCUGCUCCAAGACUGGAACAGCUGAAGAAACCACAAGACAAAAUGAGAACUACAAAGGUCUACAAACUUGUCAUCCACAAGAAGGGCUUUGGGGGCAGUGAUGAUGAGCUAGUUGUGAACCCUAAAGUGUUUCCUCACAUCAAACUUGGAGACAUUGUGGAGAUUGCUCACCCCAAUGAUGAAUACAGUCCUCUGCUUUUGCAAGUCAAGUCUCUUAAGGAAGAUUUACAGAAAGAAACUAUCAGUGUGGACCAGACUGUGACUCAAGUAUUCCGGCUAAGACCUUAUCAAGAUGUCUAUGUGAAUGUUGUAGACCCCAAGGAUGUGACUCUUGACCUUGUGGAAUUGACUUUUAAGGAUCAGUACAUUGGCCGUGGGGAUAUGUGGCGACUAAAGAAAAGUUUGGUAAGCACUUGUGCCUAUAUCACUCAGAAAGUGGAAUUUGCUGGCAUCAGGGCGCAAGCUGGUGAGCUGUGGGUCAAGAAUGAGAAGGUCAUGUGUGGUUAUAUCAGUGAAGAGACCAGGGUGGUGUUCCGUUCUACGUCGGCUAUGGUUUACAUAUUUAUUCAGAUGAGCUGUGAAAUGUGGGAUUUUGAUAUUUAUGGGGAUCUGUAUUUUGAGAAAGCUGUGAAUGGUUUCCUUGCUGAUCUGUUUACUAAGUGGAAGGAGAAGAACUGUAGUCAUGAAGUGACUGUGGUCCUAUUUUCCAGAACUUUUUAUGAUGCAAAAUCUAUUGAUGAAUUUCCUGAAAUAAACCGAGCUUCAAUUCAACAAGAUCACAAAGGGAGAUUCUAUGAGGACUUUUACAAAGUGGUGGCUCAGAAUGAGAGAAGGGAAGAAUGGACAUCGCUCCUUGUGACGAUUAAAAAACUCUUCAUUCAGUAUCCAGUGUUGGUGCGACUGGAACAGGCAGGGGGCUUUCCUCAAGGAGACAAUUCUACCUCAGCACAAGGAAACUACCUAGAGGCCAUCAACUUGUCUUUCAAUGUGUUUGACAAGCACUACAUCAACCGCAACUUUGACCGAACUGGGCAGAUGUCUGUGGUGAUCACGCCUGGGGUGGGUGUCUUUGAAGUGGAUCGUCUACUCAUGAUCUUGACCAAGCAGCGUAUGAUUGAUAACGGAAUUGGUGUGGACUUAGUGUGCAUGGGAGAGCAGCCUUUACAUGCUGUGCCAUUAUUCAAGCUGCACAACCGGAGUGUUCCGAGGGAUUCUCGGCUGGGCGAUGAUUAUAAUAUUCCUCACUGGAUAAACCACAGUUUCUACACAUCCAAAAGCCAGCUCUUUUGUAACAGUUUCACUCCCCGGAUAAAACUGGCAGGAAAGAAGCCUGCUUCUGAGAAAACCAAAAAUGGCCGUGAUACAUCUCUUGGGACUCCAAAGGAAUCUGAGAACACCCUUCCCAUUCAAGUAGAUUAUGAUGCCUACGAUGCUCAAGUGUUCAGGCUGCCUGGUCCAUCCCGGGCUCAGCGCCUCGCCACCUGCAGGUCUGUGAGAGAACAGGAGAAUCAUAAUCGCAAAAGUGCCAGCUCCUGUGAUGUCUCGUCCAGCCCUUCCCUACCAAGCCGUGCACUGCCCACUGAGGAAGUGAGGAGCCAAGCUUCUGAUGAUAGCUCCUUGGGCAAGAGUACCAACAUCCUGAUGAUCCCCCACCCCCACCUGCACCAGUAUGAAGUCAGCAGCUCGCUGGGCUACACCAGCACCCGAGCAGAUGUCCUGGAGAACAUGAUAGAACCACCACAGCGGGACUCUAGUGCGCCAGGAAGGUUCCAUGUGGGCAGUGCAGAGUCCAUGCUCCAUGUUCGACCCGGUGGAUACACACCUCAGAGAGCACUGAUUAACCCCUUUGCCCCCUCAAGAAUGCCCAUGAAGCUCACAUCCAACAGAAGGCGCUGGAUGCACACUUUUCCUGUAGGACCAUCCGGAGAGGCCAUCCAGAUCCAUCAUCAAACCCGGCAGAACAUGGCAGAGCUGCAGGGCAGCAGGCAGAGGGACCCCACCCACUCCUCUGCAGAGCUGUUGGAGUUGGCAUAUCAUGAAGCUGCCGGAAGGCACAGCACUUCCCGCCAGCCUGGUGACAGCAUGUCCUUGAACUUCAGUGGAACAGAAGAGCUUUCUGUCAGCCUGCUUAGCAACAGUGGAGCAGGUAUGAAUCCUAGGACCCAGAAUAAGGAUUCUCCAGAGGAUGGUGUUUCUACCUCUCCAGACCCAAUUCUGACACUGUCUGCUCCCCCUGUAGUGCCAGGCUUCUGUUGCACAGUUGGAGUGGAUUGGAAGUCUCUUACUACUCCUGCAUGCCUUCCCCUCACCACUGACUACUUCCCGGACCGUCAGGGCCUGCAGAAUGACUACACAGAGGGCUGCUAUGAUCUCCUCCCAGAAGCAGAUAUGGACAGGAGGGAUGAGGAGGGGGUUCAAAUGACAGCCCAGCAAGUUUUUGAAGAGUUCAUUUGCCAGCGUCUCAUGCAGGGCUACCAGAUCAUAGUGCAGCCAAAGGCCCAGAAACCCAACACCACAGUUCCACCCCCGCUGAGCAGCAGCCCACUCUAUAGCAGAGGCCUUGUGUCCAGAAACCGCCCUGAGGAGGAAGGCCAGUAUUGGCUAAGUAUGGGCAGAACCUUCCAUAAGGUGACACUCAAGGACAAGAUGAUCACAGUAACACGAUACCUUCCCAAGUACCCUUAUGAAUCUGCCCAGAUCCGUUAUACCUACAGCCUCUGCCCCUCCCACUCGGACUCAGAAUUUGUCUCCUGUUGGGUGGAAUUCUGCCAUGAACGGCUAGAGGAGUACAAGUGGAAUUACCUAGAUCAGUAUAUUUGUUCUGCUGGCUCUGAAGAUUUCAGUUUAAUUGAGUCUCUGAAGUUCUGGAGAACCCGGUUCCUACUACUGCCAGCCUGUGUCACUGCCACCAAGCGCAUCACAGAAGGGGAGGUGCACUGUGACAUCUAUGGGGACAGACCCCGUGCAGAUGAAGAUGAGUGGCAGCUCUUAGAUGGCUUUAUUCGCUUUGUAGAGGGCUUAAACCGCAUCCGCAGGCGCCAUCGCUCAGACCGCAUGAUUCGGAAAGGGACUGCCAUGAAAGGCUUGCAGAUGACUGGGCCCAUCGCUGCACACUCCCUCGAGUCAACAGGCCCCCCAGUUGGGAAGAAAGGAACCUCAGCUCUGUCUGCACUGCUGGAGAUGGAGGCUAGUCAGAAGUGCCUAGGAGAGCAGCAGGCAGCUGUGCAUGGAAAAAGUUCCUCUCAGGCAGCUGAGAACAGCAGUGUUGCUAUGACGCCCACUUAUGUGGACAGCCCACGAAAGGACGGGGCCUUCUUUAUGGAGUUUGUCCGCAGCCCACGCACAGCAUCAUCUGCCUUCUACCCUCAGGCAUCUAUGGACCAAACAGCUGCUCUGGUGCUGGAUGGUGCCAAUUUGGGGAUCAGUACAUGCCAGUCCAUGGAUAGAGGUAGCAACCAGACCUUUGGGAACUCCCAGAACAUAGGAGAACAGGCCUUUCCCGCUGCAAACUCUGACUGCAGCUCUCAGCAGCAUGUAGCAAGCUCUCUGACAUCAUCCUCUACCCUGGUGGAGAUUCUGGAAGCCAUGAAGCAUCCCUCGACAGGAGUCCAGCUGCUCUCUGAACAGAAGGGCCUGUCACCGUGCUGCUUCAUCAGUGCUGAGGUGGUACACUGGCUGAUGAACAAUGUGGAGGGGGUCCAGACACAGGCGAUGGCCAUUGACAUCAUGCAGAAAAUGCUGGAAGAGCAGCUCAUAACACAUGCGUCUGGUGAAGCCUGGAGGACCUUCAUCUAUGGCUUCUAUUUCUACAAGAUAGUAAUGGACAAAGAGCCCGAUCGAGGUCAGAGCCAAAGCACAUGCAGUCACCACAGGGUGCCUAUGCAGCAGCCCACUGCCCCCUGGCACACAGCAGGAGUGGAUGACUUUGCCAGCUUCCAGCGCAAGUGGUUUGAGGUGGCCUUUGUGGCAGAAGAGCUUGUGCACUCUGAGAUUCCUGCCUUCCUCCUGCCCUGGCUACCCAGCCGGCCAGCCUCUUAUGCAAGCAGGCACAGCUCCUUCAGUCGAAGUUUUGGAGGACGGAGCCAGGCAGCUGCACUGUUAGCUGCCACUGUCCCAGAGCAGAGGACUGUGACCCUGGAUGUUGAUGUGAACAACCGAACGGACCGCCUGGAGUGGUGCAGCUGUUACUACCAUGGAAACUUCUCUCUCAAUGCAGCCUUUGAGAUCAAGCUACACUGGAUGGCGGUGACUGCCACAGUACUCUUUGAGAUGGUCCAAGGUUGGCAUCGAAAAGCUACCUCCUGCGGCUUCUUAUUAGUCCCGGUUUUGGAGGGUCCUUUUGCACUGCCCAGUUACCUGUAUGGCGAUCCUCUGCGGGCCCAGCUCUUCAUCCCACUCAACCUCAGCUGCCUGCUCAAGGACGGCAGCGAGCACCUGUUCGACAGCUUUGAACCAGAAACAUACUGGGAUCGAAUGCACCUUUUCCAGGAAGCCAUUGCACACAGGUUUGGAUUUGUACAAGAUAAGUAUUCUGCCUCUGCUUUUAACUUCCCUGCUGAGAACAAGCCACAGUAUAUCCAUGUUACAGGAACAGUGUUUCUUCAGCUGCCUUACUCCAAACGCAAGUUUUCUGGGCAGCAGCGCCGGCGGCGGAACUCCACCAGCUCCACCAACCAGAACAUGUUCUGUGAGGAGCGAGUUGGCUACAACUGGGCCUAUAACACCAUGCUGACCAAGACAUGGCGCUCUAGUGCUACAGGGGACGAGAAGUUUGCUGAUCGGCUGCUGAAGGACUUCACAGACUUCUGCAUCAACCGUGACAACCGACUGGUCAUGUUCUGGACAAAUUGCCUGGAGAAGAUGCAUGCCAGUGCCCCAUGAAGCCAGGCCGCUUGGCUUACGAGGUUGUGGGCAUUCUGGGGCUGGCCUUCCAGUUAGGCUCUGGGCAUCAGGCUGCUGCCGUCAGUGAGUGGGGCCACUGCUGCUUUUGGCCUUUGUACAAGUUUGAGCGAGGAGAAAGACUGGAAGCAGCUGCUGCCGCUACCACCACCCAGAGCUUGCCAUCCUGUGCCCAUGGCAGGGGGAGGCACAGAUUGUCUGUGGGAGGGAGUCAGUGUCUGGGAAUAGGGUAGGCAGCUUCCAUUAGGGUCCUUUUCUUUCACCAGCAGUGGGAUAUUCAGAACAGAACCUCCCGAUUCCUGCCCAGGAAUAUGCGUGUAUAGCAUAAUUCUGUGACAUAAUGUACUAUUGGCUCACACCAGGUGUACAUAUGUGUACAUAACAGAAGUAAAUAAAGUCCCCCAUACAGUGUC
This is a messenger RNA of Peromyscus californicus insignis, 5448 nucleotides long. RefSeq names its product DEP domain containing 5, GATOR1 subcomplex subunit (gene Depdc5). Bases 179 to 5017 code for a protein of 1612 amino acids. Gene Ontology annotation, molecular function: GTPase activator activity. The transcript has 43 exons. The record is from RefSeq and is a predicted model, not a curated record. Gene Ontology annotation, biological process: positive regulation of autophagy; intracellular signal transduction; negative regulation of TORC1 signaling. Gene Ontology annotation, cellular component: GATOR1 complex; lysosomal membrane. NCBI's taxonomy places the organism in Eukaryota, Metazoa, Chordata, Mammalia, Rodentia, Cricetidae.